Messenger RNA from Rangifer tarandus platyrhynchus (Svalbard reindeer), 375 nucleotides. Lineage: Eukaryota; Metazoa; Chordata; Mammalia; Artiodactyla; Cervidae. The record is from the annotation of a GenBank genome assembly.
AUGAAAGAAUUUAUUGCUGAAGGAGACACUAGAAACAGGAUGACCAGGACAGCAGGCUGUAAUGGGAGCUGUGGUGGCCAGCGUGUGAACUCAGUUACCAUUGGCCAGCUGGGUGUGGGCAGGUGUACUCUGCUCCUGCCGCUCUGCCUGCCGGUGCUGAGAAGGCAAAGUGAAACUGUGCCACACCAUGAGGAAGAGAAGAAAGCUCCUGUCCUUCAUUCCCAGAGGAUGGUCCUCACUCACAGAGUCCGCGGCACUGGUGACUGCCCCCCACAACUCGGCUCCAGGGCUGAGGCAAGAAGAGAAGAGACGCCCCGGCUCCCAGCGCCUGGUCCUGCUUGCCCUUCUGGCUUACUCCAGUCCCACAAUCUUUAG